CUUCUUCUUCUUCUUCUUCUUCUUCUGGACCUAAUUACUUCUGCCACUCCAUCGUCACUUCUUUGGGUGUGGAAUCUGGGUGUGUAAUACGAACCUUCCCGUCAAUACAGUACUGUACAUUCAUUGCCUGGACCCGCCCUCCUCUCAUCUCAUUGGCUGCACCAUCGUCGGGCGAGGCUCGGGAUCCGUGCCUUUAAUUCUCCGGACGGCUGUCCCACUCCCACUCCCACUCCCACUCCAUCAACCUAACUUACCCCACACUUUGGGCUGGUGCUGGUGCUGGUGCAACCCCUGUAUCAAAGAGGGUUCCCCUCACUUCACCUCAGUUCCAACAGAUAAUCAGCGCAGGCGAGGCAGGGUACAGACAGCGAGCUAGAGCUACUUGUAAGAGGAGGUAAGGAAUGCAAUGUAAGUAAGCUCUGCUCUGCUCUGCACUUGACCCCUCAAUGUGACGACGCGCCAAUGCAUAGGUAUCUCAGUUAGAUGCGAGCGGGGAGGACGGCUUCUCAAUCUCUUCUUCUUCUUCUUCUUCUUCUUCCUUCCCUUUCCUUCCUUCGUCCUUCUUCUAUUUCUAUCAUCUCCCCCGAUGUGAGUAUUGUACUAUACAAGCUACAAGACAUCUUCAGUCUCGCAUUUCGUCCUGUACGGCAAUUGGCAAUUAGUACUGCAGACUCAGUUUCGCCUACCUCAACCUCCAAGGCUCAUUUCCAAGCAAACAACCAACCAACCAACCAACUGAAUCACUUACCUCGAAGCUUUACAAGAUGUCUACCUCAACCUCCCCCGCAACCUUCCUCUCCGACAAAGCCAGCGCCCUUGAAUCCUCUCACCCCGUUGCCCCCUCCGAAGCGCGCGCGGCCCAAAUCCCCCUCCAAACAUUCAACCUCCCAACCUUCCCCCCGGAAGCCUUCACCGCCGGCCUCACGUCCCUAAUCCUCACCUCGGACAUCAAACUCGACGAAUACCAACCUCUCCUCGACCAACCCUUCUCCGUCCCCGACCUCCCUCAAUCCAUCACCGCCCUCACCCUCGAGCUCUUCUCCCUCGGUUACCCACCCGGCUUCCUUACCGAGCUCGGCAAGAAACUCAUGGGCAUCAAGAGUUUGACGCUAUAUUCGCAAUUGCUGGCUGGCACGACGACCUACAGUAAGGAUGAUGCGGUGACUUUCUUUCGGUUCCAGACCCAAUUGAGGGAGUUGCAUCUCCUGGAUGUAUUUGGACCGAAAGGAUUCUAUGCCGAGCUUGCUGGGAGAGUAUCUCCAAGUCUGCGAUUCUUGGAAGUCAAUUUCACGUAUCGGCAUUCGGAUCCGCAGUUCUUGAGCAGUGUUCCAAGCGCUGAGAUCGUGGACUUUUUGAAGAAAGGCGCUGAGACGGGUGGGACUGCGAACACAGGAUUGUUGGGACUCACGGCGAGUAUUUCGGCGCCGGAUAUUACGGAUGAUGAGGAUGAUAGGGAAGGAACUGAGGUGGGGAUUUUGCCUGUUGAGAAGGGGCAGACGGAGGGCUUGGUGGAUGCAUUGAAGGAUGUGGGGAAGGAGAUGGUUAUGCUGGAUGUUACCAUGUUUGAAGUUUCUGUCGAGCAGGUCAAGAAUAUCAUUUCGGCGUGCCCAAAAGUCAAGAUCCUAGGCUUGACCGUCACGGUGGACAAAGGGUGGGGUGAAGUCUUUGAGGUUCUUGGGCAGGAUGGGAAGGGUGCUGGGGUGGAAGUAUUGGAAUUAGUAGGUGUGCCGGGGAAGGAGUUUGCAGAGAGUAUUAAGGAGGGAGAGACCAGUGGGUUGAGUAAAGAUGUGUUGGAUGCGGUUGUUCUGGCGGGGUGUAAGAGCUUGAAGAGUGUGAAAGUCAGCGUGUUGAGGACAAGGAGUGAGAUGUGGGUUUUGGAGGGGGAGGAGUGGAAUUUGAAGGCGUGAGAGAUGGCGUUGCGCAAAUUUUGAGAACUGCAGGUUUUUUCAAAUCAAGAGAUGGAAGAUAGAUCGAAGUCUUUACUUGGCUAUUCUGGGUCGCGGUCAAUGGAUAUCUGCUGAGAGAACGAAAGAGCCCGACUCGCU
Molecule: messenger RNA, 2045 nt
Organism: Cadophora gregata
Lineage: Eukaryota; Fungi; Ascomycota; Leotiomycetes; Helotiales; Ploettnerulaceae
Exons: 1
Coding region: 765-1907 (380 amino acids)
Source: RefSeq, a predicted model, not a curated record